AUGGCCAGCUUGAUCAAUUCAUUCAAGCAUGUCUUCAUAAGCUUACUAUUUCUUUGUGCUCAUGACAUGCUUCAAGUCAUGGCACAAUGGCCUAAGGGUGGUUCAACAAGGUUCUAUGAUUUUAAAGUCCAAAUGCUAAAAGUCACCAAGCUUUGUCACACCAGAAACAUUGUGACCAUCAACCAAAUGUAUCCUGGACCAGUCGUUUAUGCCCAAGAAGAUGACCGACUUAUAAUCAAACUCACAAACGAGACACCCUACAAUGCAUCAAUUCACUGGCAUGGUGUUAGACAGAUUCUAUCUUGCUGGUCAGAUGGUCCUUCUUACAUUACUCAGUGCCCGGUUCAAUCUGGUCAAACGUUCACAUAUGAGUUUACUUUAAUCAAACAAAAAGGGACCCUUUUCUGGCAUGCUCAUUUUUCAUGGCUUAGAGCUACUGUAUAUGGUGCCCUUAUCAUCUACCCCAAGAAAGGGGUACCCUACCCCUUUAAAUACCCUUAUGAAGAGCAUACAAUAAUAUUAGGGGAGUAUUGGAACAAAGAUCUUGUACAGCUUGAAAGAAAUGUUUUGGCUAGCGGUGGGCCUGCACCGGUUGCAGAAGCUUAUACCAUCAACGGUCAUCCCGGCCCCAACUACAACUGCUCUGAAAAUGAUGUGUACCAGAUUAACGUUGUACCCGGAAAAACCUACAUGUUGAGACUAAUUGGCGCACUUUUACACAUGGAAUGCUUCUUUUCAAUAGCUAACCACAAGUUAACAAUAGUUGAAGCCGAUGGAGAGUACACAAAACCGUUGACCACUGACCAUGUCAUGCUUGGGCCAGGUCAAACCCUUAACGUCCUAGUCACAACUGAUCAGAAAAUUGGAAGAUACUCCAUGGCUAUGGGCCCCUAUAUGUCAGGCCAAAAUGUCACAAUUCAAAAUAUAACAGCAAUUGCAUAUUUUCAAUAUCUUGGUGCUAGCCCACAUAGUGUGGCUUUACCAGCUUCGUUACUACCUAGGUUUGAUGAUAAUCUAGCCGUUAAAACCGUUAUGGAUGGGUUAAAAAGUCUUGAAGUUGGUAAUGUCCCAAAAGAAAUAGACACCAAUCUUUUCUUUACUAUUGGGUUUAAUGUCAACAAGUGUAAUUCAAAAACACCAAAACAAAACUGUCAAGGUUCUAACGGUGGUGUGAUGGCGGCUUCGAUGAAUAAUAAUAGUUUCAUUAAACCAAAAAUUUCGCUUCUACAAGCUUAUUAUGAUCAUAUUAAUGGGUAUUUCACUGAGGAUUUUCCAGGAUCUCCACUUAAGUUUUAUGAUUUUGUCAACGGCCCGAAUUCGGCUCCUAAUGACACAGGGUCAACAAACGGGACUAGGACCAAAGUUAUCGAAUAUGGGAGUAGUGUUCAACUCAUAUUGCAAGAUACAGGAACUGUGACAACAGAAAACCACCCGAUUCAUUUUCAUGGUUAUAGUUUCUAUGUGGUUGGAUAUGGUAGUGGGAAUUACAACCCGCAAACGGCAACUUUCAAUUUGGUGGAUCCACCUUACAUGAACACAAUCGGUGUACCGGUUGGUGGAUGGGCUGCAAUCAGAUUUGUUGCUGAUAAUCCAGGGGUUUGGUUUAUGCAUUGUCACUUGGAGGUACAUAUGACUUGGGGAUUGGGAGUUGUAUUGAUAGUGAAGAAUGGGCAGGGACCUAUGGAGACACUUCCUCAUCCACCAGCAGAUAUGCCUCGCUGUUAA
Messenger RNA from Helianthus annuus (common sunflower), 1725 nucleotides. Its product is annotated as laccase-6. Gene Ontology annotation, molecular function: copper ion binding; hydroquinone:oxygen oxidoreductase activity. Gene Ontology annotation, biological process: lignin catabolic process. The transcript is spliced from 6 exons. Lineage: Eukaryota; Viridiplantae; Streptophyta; Magnoliopsida; Asterales; Asteraceae. Bases 1 to 1725 code for a protein of 574 amino acids. The record is from RefSeq and is a predicted model, not a curated record. Gene Ontology annotation, cellular component: apoplast.